GGUGCUCUGCCCACUGGAAGCGGAACCAGCUGAUCUGUUGCGGCCAGACAGCAAGAUCAACAUCCACGUUUGUGUAAUGGCAGGACAGUUAAGUGACUUUCUGAAGAAACACUGGCUAUUCUGUGCCACCAUGUUGUCGUUGCCUGUGGGCAUUGGACUUGGUGUGCUGAUGCGUGGGUAUACUUCCCUGUCCACACUGGAUCAGCUGUACUUUAGCUUUCCUGGGGAGGUUCUGACAUGCCUUCUGAAGAUGAUCACCCUGCCUCUAAUCGUCUGCAAUAUGAUCACAGGUGUCGCAGCAAUGGACGUGCAGACCUCUGGAAGGAUUGGGCUGGGGACUGUCAUCUACACCCUCACCACUAGCACCACAGCCACCAUACUGGGAGUGGUUCUGGUGCUGGCCAUCAAGCCUGGAAUGUCCCCACAAUCCACAGAGGUCCAGUGGGCAAGAACAGCAGAUGCACUGACAACAGUGGACACCAUGCUGGAUCUGAUCAGAAAUUUGUUUCCAGAAAACCUGGUACAGGCUUGCUUUCAGCAUUACAAAUCCAUACGUGUACCAAUCAGACCAUCAGCCACGAAUGCCUCCCAGAGCGAGUAUAAGUUGGUGGGCUCAUACACAAACGGGAUCAACAUUCUGGGCGUCAUCGUGUUCUGCAUUCUCCUCGGUCUGGCGGUGGGCCGCAUGGGCAAACGAGGCCGGCGUUUUGUGGAAUUCUUCAACGCUUUAAACAAAGCUGUGAUGAAGAUAGUGCAGAUUAUGCUGUGUUACAUGCCUGUCGGAAUUGUAUUUCUGAUAGCUACUAAAAUCCUUGCUAUGGAAAACUGGAGCGUCUUCAGGACGCUAGGCUGGUACAUAGUAACGGUGAUUACUGGUUUGCUUAUCCACUCCACUUUGGUGCUGCCAUUGCUGUACGUGGUGCUGGUCCAGAGAAACCCAUACACGUUCAUGUGGGGAAUGGCUCAUGCCCUGCUAACGGCCUUCACAGUCUCGUCCAGUUCUGCAACACUCCCGCUGACGCUGCAGUGUGCCGAGCAGAACAACGGCAUCGAUCGGCGCGUCACUCGCUUCAUCCUGCCUAUCGGAGCCACCGUCAACAAGAACGGAUCGGCUUUCUUCAAUACCGUGGCAGCCAUCUUUAUUGCCCAGAUGAACAACUAUCCACUGGACGCUGGCCAGAUCACCAUUAUAGGGAUCAUGGCAAUAGCGACCAGUAUAGCCGGCGCGGCGUUACCCAGUGCUGCAAUGGUUACCACUAUCAUUACACUGACUGCUGUGGGACUUCCUAUCAAUGACAUCCCUCUUCUCAUCAUUGUGGAAUGGCUGUUAGAUCGGUGCAGAACGGUGGUCAAUGUUAUGGGCGACGCUUUCGGAGCUGGUAUCUUGGAGAAGUGCUCCCAGAAAGAACUCCAGAUGCGAUAAGGAAUAAACACCACGUUAUCUCUGUGUUCAAAAGCAGAGUAAAAUGGAAAAGAUGCUAAGGGCCAGUAAUUGUAGUAAUUGCAGUAAUCAAAUACAAACAUACAAGUAAUCGUUUUAGUGUGUAGACAAUAAGACACGUCUUGCUCUAUUCACAUUUUUGUCCUGUCUGAGGGUCUCUGUGAAUAUGGACUUUUGGGUUUCCAUAAGAAAUGCAGGUUCUGCCUCUCUCUCUGUUUGAAUCCUUGAUGUUAUUACAAAUCCAGCUAUAAAUAUCCAAUUCUUAUUUCCUAAUUCCGUUUUCCACAUUCAUUACGUUCCAUCGCCACAAAG
Electrophorus electricus (electric eel) is the source of this 1753-nucleotide messenger RNA. Its product is annotated as excitatory amino acid transporter 3-like. The record is from RefSeq and is a predicted model, not a curated record. Gene Ontology annotation, biological process: L-glutamate transmembrane transport. Gene Ontology annotation, cellular component: plasma membrane. NCBI's taxonomy places the organism in Eukaryota, Metazoa, Chordata, Actinopteri, Gymnotiformes, Gymnotidae. Gene Ontology annotation, molecular function: glutamate:sodium symporter activity; L-glutamate transmembrane transporter activity; L-cysteine transmembrane transporter activity.